AUGGCGACGACGGAGAAUAGCACCGGUUUCAUCUACAUGGACCGGAAAUUCAGCGGUUUAAGCGUCAGCGAUAUUUCCUCCUCUGCUUUCAGCGAUUGCAACAGCGACAGAUCCGGCGAGUUUCCAACGCCUUCCUCCGACAGCCGCCGACGGCUCUUCCUCUCCUGCGCCAUUGAGAAUCCCGACGAUUUGAUCCGGUAUCUCGUAUCCAAUCUCGACUCUUCCUGUUCCAUCGAGGAGCAGAAACAAGCCGCCAUGGAGAUCAGGCUCUUAUCCAAGGACAAACCGGAGAACCGGAUAAAAAUCGCUAAAGCCGGCGCGAUCAAACCGCUGAUUUCUCUGAUCUCGUCUUCGGAUCCUCAGCUUCAGGAGCACGGCGUCACUGCCGUUUUGAAUCUCUCCCUCUGCGAUGAGAACAAGGAGCUGAUUGCUGCUUCCGGUGCGAUUAAACCGCUCGUGAAGGCGUUGAAAUCGGGAACGCCGACGGCUAAAGAGAACGCCGCUUGCGCUCUUCUCCGGCUAUCUCAGAUCGAGGACAACAAAAUCGCCAUCGGAAGAUCCGGAGCGAUCCCUCUCCUCGUGAGCCUUCUAGAAACCGGCGGAAUCAGAGCGAAGAAGGACGCGUCGACGGCGCUUUACUCGCUGUGCUCGGCGAAGGAGAACAAAAUCAGGGCCGUGGAAUCUGGGAUCAUGAAGCCGCUGGUGGAGCUGAUGGCGGAUUUCGAAUCGAACAUGGUGGAUAAAUCGGCGUUCGUGAUGAAUCUGUUAAUGUCGGUGCCGGAAUCGAAGCCUGCGGUGGUGGAGGAAGGCGGAGUUCCGGUGCUGGUGGAGAUCGUUGAAGCGGGGACACAGAGGCAGAAGGAAAUGGGUGUGUCGAUACUGUUGCAGCUUUGUGAGGAGAGUGUGGUGUAUCGAACCAUGGUGGCUCGUGAAGGAGCGAUUCCUUCGGUCGUGGCUCUGUCGCAGAGCAGCACGUGUCGAGGUAAGCAAAAGGCGGAGGCGUUGAUAGAGCUUCUAAGGCAACCAAGACAACAACAACAGCAACCACAACAACACUUUGAUAAUACGUGUGAAAGAUAA
This is a messenger RNA of Microthlaspi erraticum, 1080 nucleotides long. The record is from the annotation of a GenBank genome assembly. NCBI's taxonomy places the organism in Eukaryota, Viridiplantae, Streptophyta, Magnoliopsida, Brassicales, Brassicaceae.